AUGGUUAUAGAUAUGAAGAAAUGGAAUCUCUAUGAUUCAUUAUUGUUCAAGAAAAAGUAAUUUAUAUCUUUUUCUAAAAUUUAAAUGUGGAAGUAAAAAUUCACAUAAAUUAAUCAUUACUAUAAUGAAUAUUAAUAAAAGCUUACUUAAUGCUAGACUGAGUUUGAAGCUUUGAAGAAGAUAGAUUAAAAGAAAGUAAACAUUAUAUAAAUUAUAAGAAACUUAUUAUAAUAAGAUUAGAAAUAGUAUUUAGGACUAGUGGAAUAAAAACUACUUCGUCAAUUUAAUUUAUGGGUUAAACAAGAGACAACAGAACAUAUGAAUUAUUUUUACCUAUGAAGUCAUCAAUAAAACAAAUAUAUAUCUGUAAAUAUAUAAUUUCCUAAUCAAUAAUUUAAAAUCUUUAAUAUAUUGAAUUAAUUGAAAUGGAGGAUUCUUUAGCAUACAAAUUAUGUACUCCCUUGCCUUUACCACCUUUAAAAAACACUUUGACUUAAUAAUAAAUCACAAAAGUCUGUUCUGACAUCACUUGUGAUAAAAGGCCAUUUAUUUAAUCUCCUGAAGACCCAUAAUUGUUUCAUAAUGAUCAUCUUACAAAGAUUAUUGAUGUUGAAGCAUUCGUAUUUCUUUAUUUUAUUUAAGGCCUCAUAAUUUUGUGAAGAAAUGUCAAGAUUGGCUAACCAAAACAUAGUUUUAUAUUAGGAAUUUAUGUAAAAUAAAGAGAAUGUCAGUUUGUUGUAGAUUUUGGAAUAAGGAGAUGCACAUUUACAAAAAAUUGAUGAAAUGGUUAUUAGAUAGAAAGUAAUAUUAUUAUUCAUAAUUCUAAGACUGAAUUAGCCAUUGAUAUUACUAAUCUUCAAGAAAAAAUUAUGGUUGUAAUUCAAUCUAUAAAGGAAGAGAAUAUGAAGAGACUUGAUAGUUUCAAUGAACAAUACAAAUAAUCAUUUAUCACAUUAAAAGCGAAUAUAGAUUAGUUUUUCCUAUUGUCAAGAUAGAACUUCUAUUAUUCCAAUUAAAAUACAUUUUAAUAUAAGUUAGCAUCUUUAGGUACACCAGAAGCCUAAUAAUUCUUAUCAAAUUUAAAGAAUCAUUUAAAUAAAAGUAAGCAACUUUCAUAAGGAAAUGUUACUCCAUUAUAAAUGUUAACUGAUUUAUAAACAUUAGCAAGAUUUUUAUUGUAAAUGACUAAUUCUCCUCCAAAUUAUGAUAAAUUACAAAAUCCGCAGACCAACAUAUUAGAUUCAGUUGUUAAUGAAGUAGGAUUUGUAUUAAAUAAUGUUGUAUCUGCGAGAUUGUAUAUUCCUUUUGGUAGUAACAAAGAAUUAUCUUAAGUAUAAACAGGAGAGAAUAAUUUACAAUUAUAGAUGGCAGCUAGAAAUAUAGAUAAGUAUUAAAUUUAUUUGAUUUAGUUUUUAAUUAAAACCUACUAAAAAAUUUACAAUAGGAACAUAAAUAACUUGUAUUCUAUCAAUUUUGGAUUAUUUAUUUGCAAUUGGUUCAUAAAAUGACAGUCAAUUAAGAAUAUUUGAUACAACAUAAAAGAAGAUAUCAGCAUUUUCAGGUCACAGUUAAAACAUAGUAUAUCUUGAAAAGAUUUGCACUAGUGAAGCUAAUAGUAGAUAGUUUGUAUCUUUAGGUUAGGAUAAAUAAUUAAUUGUUUGGAAUAUAGAUGAUAUAAUGAUAUCAACAUAACCUAGAGUUUUUAGAAAGAUUUAAUUAUCAUAAAUGCCUAAUAAUGCUUUAGAUUUAAAGGAUAAUACUCAUAUAGCAUUUAGUGAUUUAAAUAGAGAUAUCAAUAUUUGUAAUUUCUAUACUCAAAAGAUUGGUACAAAUAAUACAAAACAUUUGAAUAAGAUAAAUGGAUUAACAUUAUUAAAGAAAGGAGAGAAAUUUAUUUCAUAUUCUUCAGAUUCAAUUAUAAAUAUUUGGAGAUUAAUGAAAUAUGGUUCAUCUUAAGAUCCUGUAUUAAUUUGUGAUUAGAAUUUACAUGAUCCUUUGUAUGGUUCAAUUAGUCAGAUUUUCAUAACAACUUAAUGGCCAGGUCAUUGUAUAAUUGUAUCAAAUGAAGGUGCAGUUAAAUUAUUUGAUUUUAACAAGUAUUUUAACAUAAAUAUUUAUAUAGAAAUUGUAUUGUUUUCUCAAAAUUUGGGAAUAGAAAGAUUUUAAGUACUUUAAUGGAAAGUGUUUUGAUUGAAGUUUCUGAUUAAAAAAGUAUUAUUUCUAUUUUAUUAAUUUAAGUUAAUCCUCCUAUAUGGCUAAUUACAUUUAGUUUCAAUGAUAAUUUAGCAACUCAGCAUCAUUUAAGUAUAUCUCCUUAUGCUAUGCAUUCUUCUGACAUUAAAUUGGGACAUUAAUUAACUGUGGGAUAAUAAAUAUAUGGUAAACAUAAGGUUUAAUUAUUUACUUAAUCAUCUCCUACUACAAGUGGUAGUGGUAAAAUAGGCUCAAACAUUCUUAUGUUUAGUAGUGAUACAUCAGAUGAAUUAUUGAUGUAUGAAUUGAAAGGAAUUUGAA
This is a messenger RNA of Paramecium pentaurelia, 2514 nucleotides long. NCBI's taxonomy places the organism in Eukaryota, Ciliophora, Oligohymenophorea, Peniculida, Parameciidae. The record is from the annotation of a GenBank genome assembly.